Molecule: messenger RNA, 1390 nt
Organism: Chaetomium fimeti
Lineage: Eukaryota; Fungi; Ascomycota; Sordariomycetes; Sordariales; Chaetomiaceae
Product: DNA glycosylase
Exons: 3
Biological process (GO): base-excision repair, AP site formation; base-excision repair; nucleotide-excision repair
Cellular component (GO): nucleus
Molecular function (GO): damaged DNA binding; 8-oxo-7,8-dihydroguanine DNA N-glycosylase activity
Source: RefSeq, a predicted model, not a curated record
UGCACUUUUACCUUCAAAUUACUCGUACUUGCAAGCAUCACCACCUCCGGAUCUUUUCAAAUAUAUGGAUCCCCCGCUCAAUACGUACUGUGAAGGGUACUUACUUAUUUGCAAAUACGAGUAUUUAAUCAUAAUCUCUUGAAUCUGACCUCGAGUCCAACGAACCUCCAUUGUUAUUCUCCGUAUUUCUCAACAUCCAAUGGGAAUGAAGGCGGCGGACUGGCGAAAGCUGCCCCUGAGUCUAACCGAGCUUUGCAUCGAGACCACUCUCCGCUGUGGACAAUCGUUUCGGUGGCAGAAAAUCAACGAAGAAUGGCACUGUGUGCUUCGAGGUCGACUCGUCUCGCUGAAGCAGGACUCGUCACAUUUGCACUACCGAGUAUCAUGGCCCAAGACAACCGGUAACUUUUUGACGUCUCCAACCUCUGUGCCUGCGGGGUCCCCAUCGCCCAUAAUAGCCAGCGGUAACAAGACCGAAGCGGAUGAUACGGAAUCAAUCUUGCACAGCUACUUUGCUCUUUCACUUUCAGUAGCCUCACUCUACAAGCAAUGGGCUGCUUCCGACGCCAACUUUGCCCGCCGCGCACCCGCCUUCACGGGUAUCCGCAUCCUUAACCAGGACGCUUGGGAGGCUCUUGUCGCCUUCAUCUGCAGCAGCAACAACAACAUCUCUCGCAUCAGCCAAAUGGUGCAAAAGCUCUGCAUCCAUUAUGGCCCCUACGUUGGGACCAUUGAAGGCGAACCAUUCCACGACUUCCCGGGCCCGGAGGCCUUGGCCGGUGACCAAGUCGAAGCCCACCUCCGCCAGCUCGGUUUCGGCUAUCGCGCGAGGUACAUCGCCGAAACAGCUCGCUUAGUAUCCUCUGAAAAACCUGCAAACUGGCUUCUCCAGCUCCGGAACCCCGCCUGUCCGGCCGUCGGGGAGGCCACCACCACCGCCACCAUCAAGCUCGAACCCGAUGACACGCCAAAAGACGACAUCAAGCCAGAACGAACUUCGAACACCAAGCCCCCAGUAACACCACCAACAACAGCAGAACAACAACAACAACCAACCUACCGCGCCGCGCACGAAGCCCUCCUCACGCUCCCGGGCGUCGGCCCUAAGGUAUCGGACUGCGUCUGCUUGAUGGGGCUGGGGUGGUGGGAGGCGGUACCCGUCGACACGCACGUGUGGCAGAUCGCGCAGCGCGACUACAACUUCGGGAAGAAUAGCGGCGGCAAGGGUGGCGGCAAAACGUUCACCAAGGCCAUGCACGACGCCGUGGGCGACCACUUCCGCGGCAUCUGGGGCGCCCACGCCGGCUGGGCGCAGAGCGUGCUGUUCACGGCGAACCUGAAGGCCUUUGCGGGACAGGCUGGGGCGGGGCGGUCUGGGGCGGGAAAGGCU